UUGGGGUCAUUAGUGUGUAGCAACCGACGCAGUAGUAGACUAGUAGUAGUUGGAACUUGAAAGUGAAGAGUAGUCCUUAGUCCGUGGAAGUGGGGAUUGAUAGAUAGAUAGAUAGAUAGAUUGAUUGAUUGGAUUUGAAGUCUGAAGGCAAAGUUGUAAGGGUUUGGUUGGGUUCAUCUUACAUGAUUGAGUAAGUAGCUGCUUAUUUAUAUCUUAGCUUCUCUUAGUGUUUGGUUGGUGAUUACUGAUUUAGGUAAGCCGGAAAGAAUGGCGUCGGGCAGAUACAUGUCAUAUUCUCCGUCACCGUCAACAACUCCUCACUCUCCUCACAUCGCUGGUCUUCGCUCUGCCUCCUCCACUCUCGCUGAUCAAGAGAAAUACCUUUCAGAGUUGUUGGCUGAACGUCAGAAAAUCGGUCCUUUUUUGCCCGUGCUUCCCUACUGUUACCGUUUAUUGAAUCAGGAAAUAUUGCGUGUAACUACACUGUUGGGGAAUGCUUCAAUAUUAGAUCAAUCUGGGCUUGAACAUGCUAGGCCUCUGCCUUCUGGAGGAAUAUAUUCAAAUGGAGGAGCAGAUAUGAAUGGAUGGGCAUCACCUUUCCAAUCAGAAAUGUCUGGUCUUUUACACCAGUCUUCAGCUCAGAACUGGCUUGGUUCUCAUGGUAACUCGUCAGGCCUUAUCGUGAAGAGGACUAUCAGGGUGGACAUUCCUGUUGACAACUAUCCCAAUUACAACUUUGUCGGGCGACUGCUUGGCCCGAGAGGAAACUCUCUCAAGCGUGUUGAAGCUACUACUGAUUGUCGUGUUCUUAUCAGAGGACGUGGCAGCAUCAAGGAUCCGGCAAAGGAGGAUAUGAUGCGGGGAAAACCAGGGUAUGAACAUCUUAAUGAACCCCUUCACAUACUUGUAGAGGCAGAAUUGCCUGUAGAAAUAAUUGAUGCCCGCCUGAUGCAAGCACGUGAGAUACUUGAGGAUCUGCUCAAGCCUGUGGAUGAGUCUCAAGACUUCUUCAAAAAACAGCAGUUGCGAGAGUUAGCUAUGCUAAACGGUACACUUCGUGAAGAUGGUUCUCACAUGUCUGGUUCUGUAUCUCCCUUUCACAACAGCCUAGGGAUGAAGAGGGCCAAGACUCGGGGGUGAUAAAUUAUGGUGGGGUUCUGGAGAAUUAUUUGCUAUGAAGGGUAAACUGGACAUUCCCAUGCUACCGGUGCUGAUGUACCUGCCACAGUGCUUCUGAAGUCCCAACUGCCAUCGGGGCACUGGUGCAAUUAGUGUGCCAGUUCUAUUUUUAAUGUAAUGGUAAAUCAAGCAUGUUUAGCAUAUAGUCUGGGUGGUUGAGGUCAUAAUAGCUUAUAUUCUGGAAUGACCAGUUGAGUUUAGAUGGCUUGCGUUUGUAUGCUUCUUUAGGCUAGUUAGAAAUCUGCCUUUCAGUCAUGUAUUAUGGAGAUUUUUUUUUUUUUUUUUAAUUUAUUUUUUAUAUUUUUUUACUGAUAUUGUGAAAGUUUUGGUAGGUUAAUGGUAGCUAUCAUUAUAUGGUGUGCUUACAGUGGAGAGCAGAAGCACUACCCAUAUAGAUGGGUUUGAAUGUCUAGUAGCAGUUGUAGACUUGAAUGGAUUGAUUUAUGAAAAAAUUUCAAGUUUGAUAAUAGAUUUGGGAUCUUACCUGUUGUAUA
Chenopodium quinoa (quinoa) is the source of this 1673-nucleotide messenger RNA. Its product is annotated as KH domain-containing protein At5g56140-like. Bases 268 to 1140 code for a protein of 290 amino acids. The transcript has 7 exons. Lineage: Eukaryota; Viridiplantae; Streptophyta; Magnoliopsida; Caryophyllales; Amaranthaceae. Gene Ontology annotation, molecular function: mRNA binding. Gene Ontology annotation, cellular component: nucleus. The record is from RefSeq and is a predicted model, not a curated record. Gene Ontology annotation, biological process: regulation of mRNA splicing, via spliceosome.